This is a messenger RNA of Nestor notabilis (Kea), 378 nucleotides long. It is a transcript of the gene VPREB3, whose product is annotated as pre-B lymphocyte 3. The record is from RefSeq and is a predicted model, not a curated record. The transcript has 2 exons. Gene Ontology annotation, biological process: immune response; immunoglobulin production. NCBI's taxonomy places the organism in Eukaryota, Metazoa, Chordata, Aves, Psittaciformes, Psittacidae. Bases 1 to 378 code for a protein of 125 amino acids.
AUGGCCCUGGGCUUCAUGGUCCUGCUCCUGGUGGGGAUGAUGGAGACAGCUUCCAGGGCUAAGCCUGUACUGACCCAGCCAACCUUCAUGUUGGUGCUGCCUGGGCAGACUGCUCGGCUGUCCUGCACCCUGAGCCCCCAGUACAACAUCAGUGAGUUCGGCAUCUCCUGGUUCCAGCAGCGUCCGGGACACUCCUUGACAUAUCUGCUCUAUUACAACUCUGAGCGAGAGAAGCACAGGCCAACCAAGACUCCCGACCGCUUCUCUGCUACCAAAGAUGUCGCCAGCAACGCCUGCAUCCUCACCAUUGCAUCCGUCUGUGAUGAAGACAAUGGCAACUAUUACUGCUCCCUGUCACCUGCCUUCAAGUGGUUUUAG